AUGACUUCAAACAAUUAUUAUGGUUUCACACAUACCGGCACUCAAUACGGGACAACCUAUACUCCCGUCCCGACCACUCCCUAUGCAAUGACGGCUCAGAUGUACGGGUCGUCCGCCCGAAGCGCAUACGACCAAACGGCUUAUCCACAGACCAAUCAAACGGCUCCCAAUUCAACCGCCUAUUCAUACAAUCAAAGAGCUCAGCCGACUGCAGCGGCCGUCGGUUUUGGCACUGAAUCGACUCAAUACCCGAAUACGGCUCAAAACACUACUUAUCCGUACAAUUAUACCAAUUCAUACAACUCUGUGGUCACUAAUUAUGCCGCGAUCCCUCAUAUGUUUCUAUUUGAAUGCAAAGCCGCUCUCUAUAGCCAACAGACCACUAAUACCGGCGCUGAGGAACAGACGGCUGCCAUCUAUUCAAACAAUAAGUCUUCUAACAACUGGUCCUUUAAGAAGAAUAUGAAAACAAAUAAAGUGAAGACAACUAAAAGUGUACAACAAUUGCAUUAUUGCGAU
Molecule: messenger RNA, 519 nt
Organism: Medioppia subpectinata
Lineage: Eukaryota; Metazoa; Arthropoda; Arachnida; Sarcoptiformes; Oppiidae
Source: the annotation of a GenBank genome assembly